Messenger RNA from Osmerus eperlanus (European smelt), 1875 nucleotides. Its product is annotated as aminoacylase-1A-like. The transcript has 15 exons. Gene Ontology annotation, biological process: amino acid metabolic process. The record is from RefSeq and is a predicted model, not a curated record. Gene Ontology annotation, molecular function: aminoacylase activity. The coding region runs from base 165 to 1424 and encodes 419 amino acids. Gene Ontology annotation, cellular component: cytoplasm. NCBI's taxonomy places the organism in Eukaryota, Metazoa, Chordata, Actinopteri, Osmeriformes, Osmeridae.
AGUGUCCCCCAGUGAAAUUCUUUGUAUUUGUCACAUGUCACACAGGCCGUUGUAACUAUCACCCCUUCAUAAACUGCUGCAAUCGUGUUGACCAACAGACAGGUUUCAAACAAGUAUCGAGUGAACUUUAAUCUCCAGACGUAAGGGAUAAAGCAAGAAGACCAAUGUUGCCUGAUAAGGAUGGUGUAGAUGUACGUGGUGGGGUGACCACUGAGACAGGAGAGGACCCUUCAGUGAGUCUGUUCAGAGAGUACCUUCGUCUGAGAACUGUCCAUCCAGAGCCUGACUAUGAUGCUGCUCUUAAAUUCUUGGAUCGGAUAGCUGAUGAGCUUAAGCUGCCAGUGAAAAAGAUUGAGGUUUGCCCUCAUCGAGUGGUAACUAUCAUGACAUGGGAGGGGACAAGUCCUACCUUGAAGUCAAUCUUGUUGAACUCCCACACAGAUGUUGUGCCGGUUUACCAGGAACACUGGAAGUAUGAUGCUUUUGCUGCAGUCAAAGACGCUGAGGGCAACAUUUAUGCUCGGGGAACACAAGACAUGAAAUCUGUAACUAUACAGUACAUUGAGGCCAUUAGAAAACUGAAAGCAGAAGGAAAGAAGCUGACUCGCACUGUCCACCUAAUGUUUGUCCCUGAUGAGGAGGUUGGAGGUCAUAAAGGAAUGGAAACAUUUGUGAAUCAUCCAGAGUUCAAAAAGUUAAACAUUGGCUUUGCACUUGAUGAAGGUCUAGCUAACCCAGGGGAUACUUUCACAGUGUUCUAUGGCGAGCGGAACCCUUGGUGGAUAACUGUCCACUGUCCCGGCAGUCCAGGCCAUGGCUCCAGGUUUGUGGAGAACACUGCUGCAGAGAAGCUGCGCAGCAUUAUCAACUCCUUUCUGGACUUUAGAGAGAAGGAGAAACACAGGUUGAACACCAGUGAGUGUUUCACUCUUGGUGAUGUGACUACUAUCAACAUGACCAUGGUGAAAGGAGGGAUGGCUUACAAUGUUAUUCCUGCUGAAAUGGAUGUCAGCUUUGACCUAAGAAUACCACCAACAGUCAAUCUCCAGGAGUUUGAGGAGCAAAUUAAACAGUGGUGUAAGGAGGCAGGUGAAGGCAUCACUUAUGAGUUUGCUCAGAAACACAUGAACCAGAAUGUGACAUCAACAGAUGAUAAUGACCCCUGGUGGAAGACUUUCAGCACAACCUGCAAAACUAUGAACAUUUCUUUGGAAAAGGAGAUAUUUCCGGCAGCCACAGAUAGCCGUUUCAUCCGAGCUGUUGGUAUUCCAGCCAUUGGGUUUUCCCCAAUGAAUCAGACUCCCAUCCUACUGCACGAUCAUAAUGAAUACUUGAACGAGAAAGUCUUCCUCAAGGGCAUUCAGGUCUAUGAGAAACUGGUCCUAGCUCUAGCCAAUGUGCCUGCCCUGUCUGGAGAGAAUUAAAGAUUUGUCUGUUUACAUCUGAAGCCACACGUCAGUACAAAACAUUUUCACUUAUGAACUGAUACUAAAUAAACCCAAUGCUUCACCAAAGAAUGAGAGAAGUACAUCCAUAGAUAUCAUCUAUAGGUGAACUAUUAAACAGCAGUAAGCCACCCGUCAGCAUAACAAACGUAACUAUUUACUCUAAGAAACUCAGGAUCUAUUUGACAUUACACCAAAUCGUAACAGCCUUCUAAAGAAGUCUGUCUAACUGUAGAGUUGCAAAUCAUGUUUACUUUAAUGUUGAAGAUUACCAUUCCUGUAUUAUUUUAGAAUCUUCUUAAGAAUCAUAAAAUGCUUGCCAUCUAACAUAUUCAUUAAUGAACAAAGUCUUAUUUUGGGAAGUCAUUUGUAUGCAUCCUUGGAACUGAUUUGACUGAUUUGAAUAAAGUCAGUGUAUCAAUGUAAAUGU